AUGCCCAGAGCACACGGCGAGGAGACUGAAGCUUCUGAGGCUCCCAGGCCAGACUCGUCCGGGUCUCCCAGGAGACACUACCACAAGGUGAAGCUGGAGAUCGAGGUGGUGAAGGCCUCGUCAAUCCCAGAUGCCACGUACUUUGCAUCGUGCGAUCCCUACGUCGUAGUGAGCAUCGUCGACGGAGAUCCAUUGCAGGAUCCCCGUGCCCUUUCAGGUUACCAGGAGUGGCGUGCCCUUCACGAGCAGUGGAGUGGACAGACAAAGGUGAUCGAGGGCACGCGGGAUCCGCAAUUCCGCGCUCGUUUUCGGGCGGAGGUUCGCAACAGGGAGAAGACCCACAUCCACUUCCGGUUGUUGGACCAGGACAGCAUCUCCCAUGCAGAUCGGGACAUCGGGCAAGCCGCUGUCCCCCUGCGAGACGUCCUCGACGACUCUUGGGCGGCUGUUCGCGGGCUUGCGCUUCGGCCCAUGGACCGGAAGAACUCGCAAGCCUGGGCUGCCAUCCACAAGACGCGGCUCCAUGUAGCCAUCAACUUCGAAGGGAUCCUCGGAAAGGUGAAGACGGAAGAUGCCAUGCAGCGUGCCGUGGCAGUGGCAUCCACCUUUACAAAAUCUGGUAGAGCCGGGCGGAGUCCCAGGCGGCAGAAGGAAGGAGGAGGCUUGUUGGACAUGUUUGGCGCGGACACCUAG
Symbiodinium sp. CCMP2456 is the source of this 693-nucleotide messenger RNA. NCBI's taxonomy places the organism in Eukaryota, Dinophyceae, Suessiales, Symbiodiniaceae. The record is from the annotation of a GenBank genome assembly.